Molecule: messenger RNA, 3152 nt
Organism: Suncus etruscus (white-toothed pygmy shrew)
Lineage: Eukaryota; Metazoa; Chordata; Mammalia; Eulipotyphla; Soricidae
Gene: KCNQ5
Product: potassium voltage-gated channel subfamily Q member 5
Biological process (GO): potassium ion transport; transmembrane transport
Cellular component (GO): membrane
Molecular function (GO): voltage-gated potassium channel activity
Source: RefSeq, a predicted model, not a curated record
AUGAAGGAUGUGGAGUCGGGCCGGGCCCGGGCGCUGCUCAACUCGGCGGCCGCCAGGGGCGACGGCCUGCUGCUGCUGGGCACCCGCGCGGCCGCGCUGGGCGGCGGGGGCGGCGGCGGCCCGAGGGACAACCGGCGGGGCAAGCAGGGCGCCCGGAUGAGCCUGCUGGGGAAGCCGCUCUCCUACAGCAGCAGCCAGAGCGGCCGGCGCACCGUCAAGUAUCGGCGGGUGCAGAACUAUCUCUACAAUGUGCUGGAGAGACCCCGCGGCUGGGCGUUCGUCUACCACGCGUUCGUUUUCCUUCUUGUCUUUGGUUGCUUGAUUUUGUCAGUGUUUUCCACCAUCCCUGAGCAUACAAAAUUGGCUUCAAGUUGCCUCCUGAUUUUGGAGUUCGUGAUGAUUGUCGUCUUUGGCUUGGAGUUCAUCGUGCGGAUCUGGUCUGCAGGUUGCUGUUGUCGGUAUAGAGGAUGGCAAGGAAGACUGCGCUUUGCCAGGAAACCCUUCUGUGUUAUAGAUACCAUUGUUCUUAUCGCGUCAAUCGCAGUUGUUUCUGCAAAAACUCAGGGUAACAUUUUUGCCACGUCUGCACUGAGAAGUCUUCGUUUCCUACAGAUCCUCCGCAUGGUGCGCAUGGACCGAAGGGGAGGCACUUGGAAAUUACUAGGCUCAGUGGUUUAUGCCCACAGUAAGGAAUUAAUUACAGCGUGGUACAUAGGAUUCUUGGUUCUUAUUUUUUCAUCUUUCCUUGUCUAUCUGGUGGAAAAGGAUGCCAAUAAACAAUUUUCUACAUAUGCAGAUGCUCUCUGGUGGGGCACAAUUACUUUGACAACGAUUGGCUAUGGAGACAAAACUCCCCUUACUUGGCUGGGAAGAUUGCUUUCCGCAGGCUUCGCACUCCUUGGCAUUUCUUUUUUUGCACUUCCUGCUGGUAUUCUUGGCUCGGGUUUUGCAUUAAAAGUGCAAGAACAGCACCGCCAGAAACACUUUGAGAAAAGAAGGAACCCAGCUGCCAACCUCAUUCAGUGCGUUUGGCGGAGUUAUGCAGCUGAUGAGAAAUCUGUUUCCAUUGCAACCUGGAAACCACACCUGAAGGCCUUGCACACCUGCAGCCCCACCAAGAAAGAGCAAGGGGAAGCAUCAAGCAGUCAGAAGCUAAGUUUUAAGGAACGAGUGCGCAUGGCUAGUCCGAGGGGCCAGAGCAUUAAGAGCAGACAAGCCUCGGUAGGUGACAGGAGAUCCCCGAGCACCGACAUCACAGCCGAAGGCAGCCCCACCAAAGUGCAGAAGAGCUGGAGUUUCAACGACCGAACCCGCUUCCGGCCUUCCCUACGCCUCAAAAGCUCUCAGCCAAAACCAGUGAAUGACGCUGACACAGCGCUUGGCACAGAUGAUGUAUAUGAUGAAAAGGGAUGCCAGUGUGACGUGUCUGUGGAAGACCUCACCCCACUUAAAACUGUCAUUCGAGCUAUCAGAAUUAUGAAGUUUCAUGUUGCAAAACGAAAAUUUAAAGAAACAUUACGCCCAUAUGAUGUAAAAGAUGUUAUUGAACAGUAUUCUGCUGGCCAUCUGGACAUGUUGUGUAGAAUUAAGAGUCUUCAAACACGGGUUGAUCAAAUUCUUGGAAAAGGGCAGCUCACAUCAGAUAAGAAGAGCAGAGAGAAAAUAACUGCAGAACACGAGACCACAGAUGAUCUCAGUAUGCUCGGCCGGGUAGUCAAAGUUGAAAAACAGGUGCAGUCUAUUGAGUCCAAGCUGGACUGCCUUCUGGACAUCUACCAACAGGUCCUCCGGAAAGGGCCCACCUCCGCCCUCACUCUGGCCUCAUUCCAGAUCCCACCCUUUGAAUGUGAACAGACAUCUGACUAUCAGAGCCCUGUGGAUAGCAAAGACCUAUCCAGCUCUACCCAAAACAGUGGCUGCUUAUCCAGAUCAGCUAGUGCCAACAUUUCUCGAGGCCUGCAGUUCAUUCUGACACCAAAUGAGUUCAGUGCCCAAACUUUCUACGCACUUAGCCCAACUAUGCACAGUCAAGUGCCCCAGGUGGCACUAAGUCAAAGUGAUGCCUCCACCGUGGCAGCCACCAACAACCUUGCAAACCAAAUAAAUGCAGCCCCGAAGCCACCAGCCCCGACAACUUUACAGAUCCCGCCUCCGAUCCCAGUCAUCAAGCAUCUGCCCAGGCCAGAGACCCUCCAUCCGAACCCUGCAGGCUUCCAGGAAAGCAUUUCCAACGUCUCCACCUGCCUUGUUGCCUCCAAGGAAAAUGUUCAGGUUUCACAGUCAAAUCUGACCAAGGACCAGGCACUGAGGAAAAGUUUUGACAUUGGAGGAGAAACUUUGUUGUCUGUCCAGCCCAUGAUGCCCAAGGACUUGGGGAAAUCUUUGUCUGUACAAAACCUGAUCCAUUCAACAGAGGAACUGAACAUCCAGCUUUCAGGGAGCGAGUCAAGUGGCUCCCGAGGCAGCCAAGAUUUUUACCCUAAAUGGAGGGAGUCCAAAUUGUUCAUUACUGAUGAAGAGGUGGGUCUAGAAGAGAUGGAGACAGACACUUUUGACACCAUUCAGCCUCCAGGCCGGGAAACUGCUUUUGCAUCAGACUCCCUAAGGACUGGGCGAUCCAGAUCAUCUCAGAGCAUUUGUAAGGCAGGAGAAUGAGAAGUACGGAAUGCCCUCAGCUUGCCUCCUGUCAAACUGAAAUAAGUUCUUUGUUUCAUUUCUAGAUAUAGCAGUUUCUUUAGCCACACAUAUCAUUGCAUGGACUAUUUUGAAAGCCCUUCAAAAAUAAUGAAAUUGCAAGAAUCAGGAAGAACUUGACAGGCCAUGUACAAGCCCGUUAUCUUUUAAUUGCAUGAAAAUGCAUGUUUAGGGAUGGCUGAAAUUCCAAGGUACAUCAAUAUUAACCCACAGUACAGUAAAAUACCUUGAGUUGAAAAUUCUGAGAAACAAAACUGUUGAUGCUCUGGGGGUGUGUGAAAAUGUCAAUCUUUGGUCACUUAGAAAAUUUAACUAUAAUUUUAAAUUAUGGGAGUUAACACUUUCAAAUUUUAGGCAUUUCUGUUUUGUGGUUCAAUACUUUUAAAACUAGGCUGUAAUGUAUAUUUAAACACAAUGGCUGGGGCCAGAGCAGUGGCAUAAACAGCAGGACAUUUGCC